This is a messenger RNA of Staurois parvus, 264 nucleotides long. The record is from the annotation of a GenBank genome assembly. Lineage: Eukaryota; Metazoa; Chordata; Amphibia; Anura; Ranidae.
UGCCAGUCAGUGCCACCUAUCAAUGCCAAUCAGUGCCACCUAUCAGUGCUGCCAAUUAGUGCCGCUUAUCAGUGCCAGUCAGUACCGCCUAUCAGUGCGCAUCAGUGCUGCCUAUCAGUGCCUGUCAGUGCUGCCUAUCAGUGCCAGUUAGUGCUGCCUAACAGUGCCAGUCAUCAGUGCUGCCUAUCAGUGCUGCCUAUCAGUGCCAUGUAUCAGUGCUGCCUUUCAGUGCCCAUCAGUGAUGCCUGUCAAUACCCAUCAGUG